CACUGCCUAUCUCGAUCUCACGGUAAAAGAAACUAGAGUAGAACCCCCCCAGGCGCACGCCCUCACCGCCGCCGCCGCAAGACCACGACCUUGCCGUUGUUUUAGCCUCCGCCACCGCAGAGCCGGUUGCCCUCUCGAGGCCGACGACCAUGUCGAGUGGUCUGGACAUGUCCCUGGACGACCUCAUCAAGCAAUCCAAGUCCAAGCCCAAAGCCAGCUCCGCCUUCUCGUCCGGGCCCACCCGCCGCGCGCCGCCGCCGGCCCGGGCUAUGCCUUACCCACCGGUCGCCCCCAAGGCCGCCGCCGCCGCAGACUCGCCGUACGGGGUCUACUCCGAGCACGUUGCCGCCAUGGCGGCCUCCUCACCGCCAUCUGUUCUGGCCGCGCCACGGGUACUCGAAACGGGGACGAAGCUGCACAUCUCCAACCUCAAACCCAGCGUCACCGUCGAGGACGUUCAGGAACUCUUCUCAGAGGUUGGUGAGCUCAAGCGUUAUUCUGUUAACUAUGAUAAAGAUGGGAAAUCACAGGGGAGUGCGGAAGUUGUCUUUGCAAGAAAAGUGGAUGCUUUGGAUGCUAUUGAGAGAUACAAUGGUGUUCUACUUGAUGGGAAGCCAAUGGAGAUAGAGCUCGUUGGAAGCAAGUCCGAGCCACCCUCAACAGCACCUUUGAAGUACAAUCGUGCUUUUCCUAACUAUAAUGCAAUUCCAAACAGCGUGCCUCAAAGAGGUGGCCCGAGAGGACAAUAUCACGGUAAUGGUCGUCCUGGAGGCAGUGGUGGCCAAAGAGGAAUUCAUCCAGGCAACGGUCGUCCUGGAAACACUGGCCAGGGAGGUGGUGGCCGGGGGCAGGCUAGAGCGCGAGGGCAUGAUCGGAACCGUGUGCAGGCAUCUGCUGCAGAUCUUGAUGCUGAGCUGGAGAAGUAUCAUGCAGCAGCAGGGAAGCAGAAAUGAGGUUCUGAUGUUAUACUGGUGGGAUGGUGCUGAAACAGCAAGUCAUUGAUCUAUAGGUGUGAGAUUGUUAUUUUGCUAGUUUUUGCUGUUAGUCUUCAGGUACCAUGCUAAGAACAGUUGGAAAGUAUCAAAAAACAUUUUCGUCUGCUUUACUUUCCCUAUAAUCCUAGUGCUGGAUAUGUUCAAACUA
Molecule: messenger RNA, 1143 nt
Organism: Brachypodium distachyon (stiff brome)
Lineage: Eukaryota; Viridiplantae; Streptophyta; Magnoliopsida; Poales; Poaceae
Product: THO complex subunit 4A
Exons: 5
Coding region: 150-953 (267 amino acids)
Biological process (GO): mRNA export from nucleus
Cellular component (GO): nucleus
Molecular function (GO): mRNA binding
Source: RefSeq, a predicted model, not a curated record